UCCAUCUUGCCUCUGUCGUCGUUACCGUCACGGUCUGCCUGCGCGCCCGUCGGUGUUGUUGUUUCGGUAAAUAAUGGCGGCAUCGGGAGGCGGAUUAUCAUCUCACGCUACCGCCGCCCGGGCUCGCUUCCCUGGCCGGCCCGGCUCGGCUCGCAGCAGGCUGCGGUCGGAGAAGCGCAUCAGACGGGGAAGGCUGAGCUGUGAUGACGGGGAGCUGUCCGCCGGAGGGCCGAGGCCCGUCAACAUCGGCCUCGCCUUGAGUGAGGACCCGUCGCUGCUGCGCCUGCUCGGGGUGACGGAGAAGCACAAGCGGCAGCGAGAUGCGGGCUUCGACUCCAGCAACAGCGAGGAGGAAGAAGAUUUCAACGGAUUUGGGACCACAACAGUUCGUCCACAGAAAUCUGUUACUCAGUCGUCGUUACUCAGCCAAGCGAAGCCUCCCCAAGCUUCAGAACAUUCGCGGGGAGAAAAACCUGUCAUUGGAAAAAUUAUUCCCAAGACCCCAAAACCAGCCAUAAUCGGGAAAAUUGUACCAAGGGUCCCUAAAGACGGCCAGGGUGUGAAAGAAAGCUUGGUAAUAGACAAAGAAAUACCCAGUGUGGUCUUUAAACUGCAUGGCAAGCAGGUGGCUGUCACUGCAAAUGCCUCAGGUAGACAGAGCAGCACAAGAUCAGCUGACUUUAUCAGGAGAGCAGGAGAAACAGCAGACUCAGGCAGCAUGCAAACCCAAACAGCCGCUACCUCAGCUAGGGGCACAAAGCAAGAUAAACUGGUGAGCGCUCUGACUGCGGUCAAGGGCAAAGAAAAAGCUUCCAAGAUCAAAGAGGAAGGUGAAGUGUCAGAGGACUCAGAGUCAGACCGAGCCGGGCUGCGGGGGUCCGCGAAACAAGUGAAGGGUUUUCGACUCGGGCAAACCAGACGCACAUCUCAAGCCGUCACGCUGUCGUUCACGUCAUUUCACAGACGGCAGAGGAAGAGGAUGGGGAAGGACAUGGGUGCGUCUCCCGAGGUCGGAGCUGAGGCCGGCGCACAGAGCGGACACGAAGCGGCAAUGCCCCUCGAGUGCAAAGCCACAGAAAGGUCACCAAAAAAACAUCAACGCAAAUCGUUGUUCGGGCACAGGCGAAAGCAACGGAAAACCGUUCCGCUCAUUAAAAGUCCAAAAAUUGGUCGUAAUCGCACAAGGCGUGUUUUUUACACGUACGUACCAGAAUCCAUUCCAGCCGCACAGACGCAGGAUGGGAACGAGCAGCAUCCGCACGCUGAGAAUAUCGCUCCAUCCGUAGGUAAGCCGAGUUCAAUAUCCGAACAAGUGCGGCAGAGCUCCAACAACUCCUCCGCUCCUGUAAUGAGCGCUCGGUCGUCUCGUGUCAUCAAAGCCCCGAAGAGGUUCCUGGAUGAGGAAAUGAUUCCCUUUCCAAAGGGUCCUCUGUCCACAUGGCUGAAGAGUCAACAGAGAGAGGACGAAAAACAGAGCGUGUCAUUUCAUGAGUCGGGUUACGACGGCAACUCGCUACAGUCGGACAGCGACUCUUUAUGUGGGGUCGACAGCCCGUCUUCUGUGAAGUUCUCAUCGCAGCCCAGUCCGGGCACGAGCCACGUAGAGAUCUACAAGAACCUCAAGAAGCUGACGUUGAAACUGGCAGAGAAAAAGAGAGGCCAGUUCGACACUCAGGGGGAUUACAUGCAUCAUGGCAGCAUUUUGACCUCUCAGGUCAGGAAGAGGCGGAGGUCAAAGCUCAUGAUGGAGGAGAUGGACUCCCCCGGCGUUGUGAGGAAACUAGCAGUGAUGGUGAACGCUGAUCUGCAAGCACCGUCGCCACUAGGAGAUACAGGCAACAAAACAGGAAGCAUGGCUGGGGAUGGUCGAGAGGUGUUGAUGGAAGUCAGCGGGCCCAGCCAUCGAAUUGGUCUCAGUGGAGCUAAUAAGAGGAUGCUUCACCUGCUGAAGAAAGCCAAAGUUCAGCUCAUCAAGAUUGAUCAGCAGAAACAGCUCAAGUUGUCACAGUUGGGCUCCAGAGAAUCAAAUGUGGCAGCAGGUGGAAGAAGAAGGAGGAGGAGGAGAGUCGGCAUACCUCCUAAAGAAUUGAACCCUCAGGAGCAGCCGGUGGGUGGUCCGAGGAUCAAACAUGUCUGUCGGGCAGCAGCAGUAGCGUUGGGGCAGCCUCGUGCCAUGGUGCCAGACGAUAUUCCUAGACUGAGUGCUCUGCCUCUUCACGAGCGAGAGGGCAUCACAUUCUCCCCGGCAGCAGAAGACAUCGCAGAUGAUGACGACGACGACGAUGACGCUGAUCAGGGCAGGGUUCAGUGGGUCGCCUCUCAGGAACACAUCCAGCGGAGGAGGAGGGGCAGGAGGAAGGGCCACCGGUUCAAAAAAAGGAACACACUGAGUCAAUAUGCACCCGGGGGUGUUCGGUCCCGGCGCUGUGGACGGUGCAAAGGCUGUUUGAUAGAGGAGGACUGCGCUAAGUGUGUCAACUGCCUGGAUAAGCCCAAGUUCGGGGGGCCAAACACCAAGAGACAGUGUUGCAUAUACAAGAAGUGCGAUCGUAUUGAAAAGGCAAAGAGCGAACGCGUCGUCAGACCGUUUAAAGUCCAGGCGAGGCGGUACUCUGCCUCCGUGUCCAGCGGCGAGAAUGCAGACUGGGGAGCGUCGGGCGACGGAUUGUCCUCCGUGACGACUGGAGUCAGGAAACAUUCCCUGCGCAACAUCACACCACGAUCCUACAGCAGCCUGCUGAAGUCUGAUUCCGAAGAUGAAGACGAGAGUGAAUCGGAAGAGGAGAAGCCUGAUAAGCUCACAGUCAAGCCAAAUGUAGCUGCACUUAGAAACCAAGAUCUUCCCCCUCAACAUGGUGGAUCGGUGCUGGACGACCCUCCCCCAGAGGCGGCGAAACAUCGACGGCUGUUCUCCAGAGGAGGCGGGAGCAGACCCAGAGCUUACAAGAAUCCUGCAGAGUGUGCGUCAGUUAACACGGGGUUAACUAAUGGAUUUCCCCAAAAGGGCCUGUUGCAGAACAAGCACAAGAUACGCGUGGAUUUCAAGGAGGACUGUGCUGUCCAGAAUGUAUGGCUGAUGGGCGGCCUCAGCGUCCUCACAUCUGUCCCCACCACACCACAACCCAUAUGUCUGCUCUGCGCCAGCAAAGGACGUCAUGAGAUGAUCUAUUGCCAGAUUUGCUGCGAGCCUUUCCACACUUUCUGCCUCUCACCUGAGGAGCGCCCCAAGGAGGAGAACAAGGAGAACUGGUGCUGCAGACGCUGCAAAUUCUGUCAUGUGUGCGGCCAUAGAAGCAAGAACACGAAGCCUGUGUUGCAGUGCAUGAGAUGCCAAACCGCCUACCAUCCCUCGUGUCUGGGACCAACAUACCCGAAGCCUAUGAACUGCAGCAUGCCCUGGGUGUGCAUGACAUGCAUUCGAUGCAAAAGCUGUGGUGUGACUCCUGGAAAGAGCUGGGACAUGGCCUGGAACCACGAGCAGGAUCUCUGUCCUGACUGUACUUCUCUCCACAAAAAAGGUAAUUUCUGCACCAUCUGCCACAAGUGCUACGACGACGGCAACCAACAAACGCAGAUGAUUCACUGUUCAGUGUGUCGCCACUGGGUUCAUUAUCAUUGUGAAGGACUUUCAGAUGAGCUCUUUGGGCUUCUGUCAAGUCAAUCAGAAGAAGUGGCGUUCACCUGCUCGCCCUGCAGCCAGCACCAGCCUCAACUCAGCAGCGUUACAGAGGAGAUGCAGAGCAGACUGAUGGAUGGUCUGGACGAGGUCCUCACUGACCUCCUGUCCUCCAGCAUCACCCAGCACCUUAUCAUCUGUAAAGUGUGUCAGGAAACAAACAAGACAGAACUUGUCAGAGAGCAGCACUCGGUGUGUGAUCUAAAAGCCAUGGACCAGAAGUUGAAAGGAGGCGGUUACACUUCAAUAAAAGCUUUUCAUGCAGAUGUCAUCUCUGUGAUGAAGAAGUGGCUGAAGGAGGAGGAUUUUCUCCCUGAGGAUGAGAGGCUGACCAGCCAGGCUAGGGAACACUAUGUUAAACUGAUGGAGCAGGUUUUCAGCUGGUUUCCGGUACACCGUCUAAAAAAGUGGAGCUCAUUUUCUGAGGAAUUUCCGAGUGGCAUGCUCCCUGAAGCUGUCCUUCCACCAUCUAAGGAGCACAGCUAUGCACAGUGGCUGAAAAGGACAUACCAGCACAAGGAAUCCAGGGGCCCACAGGCGGGGAAAACUGACUCUCUGCUAUCUCCAGUCACCACUCUCCAGUCUGGUGCAUCGCACAGUCUCCCUCUCCAUUCACAUGGUGUAAAAAGUGAUCUGGAAACCACCAAGACUGAAGAUGUGAGGCAGUGUGCACUCUGCCAACAAUAUGGAGACUCAGCUCCCAGUGAAGCAGGACGGCUGUUGUACUUGGGACAGAAUGAAUGGGCUCAUGUUAACUGCUGCCUCUGGUCUGCAGAGGUUUAUGAGGAGAAUAGUGCUCUUCUGCAGGUGCACAGUGCAGUCUCAAGGGGGCGCCACCUGCGUUGUGAUCGUUGUGCGCAGUCUGGAGCCACUGUGGGCUGCUGUCUGGCCACCUGCCAGAGUAAUUUCCACUUCAUGUGUGCUCGAGCCCAAAACUGCAUGUUCCAGCAGGACAGGAAGGUCUACUGCUACAAGCACAGGGACCUUGUUAGUGCAAAGAUGGUGUCUGGGAGAGGCUUUGAAGUCCCUCGGCGAGUGUACGUGGACUUCGAGGGGAUCAAUCUCAGGAAAAAGUUCCUCACAGGCCUUGAGCCAGAAUCCAUAAACAUGACCAUUGGCUCGCUGCAGAUUCAGAAACUUGGAGUGUUGUCAGAGCUCUCGUCAAAUGGGAGGAUGUUAUAUCCUGUCGGAUAUCAAUGUUCUCGUUUGUACUGGAGCACCGUGGACCCUCGCAGGCGCUGUAAGUACACCUGUAAGGUGACAGAAGCGAGCACGCCUCUCCCCGGUGAGGAACAAGAUCCAAGAUGGGACCAAGAGGAGAAUCACACCAUAGUCCACAGUCCCAGCCACUACAGAGAUGUGGAGUCCCCAGAGUGUAUAAGCGCCUCAUCCAGCCCAGUUAAAUCCACUACUCCAUCACCCAACUCUAAACAGCACAAUACAUCUGGAUGUAAAAGUCCUGGUGGCUAUGCACAGACCAGGAGACCAGCAGGAGGAUCAUCUCGACCUCUCCCAUCACCAGGGUCUGCCCUUCCCAAAUCACGUCACAUCCUGACAUUGAGAGACCUGGAUGACACCCGUCGGCCUCGCAGGCUGUCAUCAAGGAGCCGCCGCAGCUCCUCCCCGUCUGACAGUGACCCAUCUGCAUCCAUGACCCUCCGCUCUGGUGGAACCAUCCCCUCUAGAUGCGCUCUGUUCAGCUCCCCUCCAAGAUCAUCUAACAUAGGAGCAGCCUCGCCCCCUCUAUCACGGCAGAACUCAGCAUCACCAGUCUGGAGCUCCCCGCCUAGAUCUAACUCCAGCAUCUCUGCAGGGCUGUCACCUCGACAAGGAGCCAUCACUCACUCCCCCAAAGGGAGGCAAAACUUUAAAAUAACCACUCCGUUCUCUGCCGAGGUUCCCCAAGACUUCCUGGCAUCAUCCGAGGCAGAAGAUGCAGCAGUGGCUACGACCAAUGGGAUCUCAUUAGCGCCUGAUAACCUGGAGGAGGAAGUAGCCCACUUGAUGGCCCAGGAGCUGCCCUACACUGUGUUUGACACUGACACAGAGGUGGCAGUGGCCUCCAUGCUGAAUGCUAAGCUCGAUUUUGACGAGAGUUUACUCAAUGAGAAUGUGGUACUUCACUGCGGAGCACAGAGUGGGCGGGGGGAGGUCGAAGGUGUCGCGCAAGAUGUGGAAAUGCAGGAUGGUAAUCAGGAGAAAGACUCUGAAGGUGAAGACUCCAGCCAUUAUUUUAAAUUUUCACGGACAGUUGUGUGUGAGGCAGCUAGCAGUUCAGACACCUCAGGUCUGCCGUCAACACAGUCAAUAUCACAGUUAGAUGGGGCGGACGGCGGGUCAGAGAGCGACGAAAGCGAGGAGAUGGAUGAUGAAGCGCAAGACACAGAAAGCGAAGAGUCUGUAAUUCCCACCAACCAUCAUAAUACACCUACUAAACAGCUGACAGUUGCUCUAAAGAGGCUGGAGUCUAUUUACACCGUGUCAAAGUCAACAGUUGAACAAGAUACAACUGAGGCACAGUUUCAGGAAAAUUCAUCACCGUCUGCUGUUUUUGAAGCCUUUGACUCAAACAAUGACAUGUCACUUCAAGAAGAAGAAGUUCUGAUGAACUCUGAAAUGCCAACAUCUCAAAAUGAAGUGUUUUGGGGUUCAACUACAGAACAUUUAGUUCCUACUGAAGACAGCAAUGUAGUGAACCCAAAUAACAAAAAAGUUGAAGAUAAAGAUGAGAAUAGUUCAUCCACAGACUCAAUAGAAGGAUAUCAAGAUGACUUGAAUGACCCAGAUUACUCUCCAGAGCCUAAAACCAAAAAAUCUCCCACAGGACAGAUGAAAACCAUCAUUGUGAAGCAUAAACGUCCCGCAUCAAACCUCAAACCGUGUCUUCCACAGCAGCACAAACUCCAACUGUUGUUGCCACCACCAACGACAGAGGCUGUAAAUAAUGCAUCUGUUUCCUCUGCUGCUCCCACGUUCUGUGCAGUUUCACAAACAGUCACCUCCCCCAAUAUGAUCAAUGGUUUGAGCACUGUGCCUAUUCAACCCGGUGUCCCACGAGGUAAAACUAUCGCCAUCCGCUUGGACACCUCAAAGACGGGAGGACAGCAGCAGCAGCAGCAGCCGCAGGUGGUGGUUCAGAACCAGCCUGCAGCCACUAGCACGCCCGCUCCCCCAACUCCUGCUCAUCAGGUGUUGCUUGUCAACCGUCAAGGUCAGAUCCUGAUCAAAGACCCGGUAUCGAACACCUAUCAGUCACUCAGUGCAGAUUCACCAACCUACAAUAAAAUAAGCCAGAUUGCCAAGAUUCUCCACAGUGGGAACGCCUUGCAGCGCUCCGUCCCUCGUGUGAUCAUAAAGCCUCGCUCCGGCGACCCUGCCCCAAAUGCCCCAAACACCCCGACAGCCGAGAGAAAAAUCAUUGUCAGAGUGGUGCCUGUAAAACGCAGUGCCACUCCCGCCUCCUCAGCUCCCGUCGUCGUGCAGAGCGUUGCAGAAGGAAGUCUGUCCAACAUCGAAGAGACCACGGCUCAAGCUAUCAUCGACAGAGCGAUGGCUAGCCACCGCGACGCGGCCAGGACCAAACCCAACAUCCUCAGUAGCACUCAGUCAAAGGGCAAAAAUCGAAGCCCGUCCCUACUUCAGGACACGGAGCACCCAGAUCAGUCGACACCUACGAGCUCAGAGUCUCCCAGCGGUGUCCUCAAUGUCCCGGUCGACAACGUGGAACUGACGUCCACUUCGUCACGCUCGCAGGUGCGCGUCAAGAGAGUGUCGUCAGUCUCUGAAAGGCCUUCCAGGAAGAAAUCCAAGGUGGAUUUCUUGAAGGAUCCCUCAAGUGAGCUGGAUGAAGUUACUGAUUCCAGAUUGAGUGGUGUGAGAAUAAAAGCUCCAACAAUGUCGGACGUUCUUGAUCUCGACCAGGAGAAAAUAUCUGAGCCUCAGGUGCAGAGGAUUACCGCUCCACCCCCUCCUGACCACUCCAGGUAUUCUCAGCUUGAGAGUCCAUCCUCAUGUGCACAGCCCAAUAGUCACAUUCAAGGUAAAACACACAUGUGGGUCAGCGCUCGCCAUGGAGACCUCUCCGAAUGGGGCCCAUUUUCAGGUUUUAGCUCGGACGACGAUAUGCCGGCACCUAGACACAAAAAGAGGACAUACAUGAACCAGCCUCACCUGCGCUUUGAAAUCACCAGCGACGAUGGCUUCAGUGUCAAAGCUAACAGUAUAGAGGUUGCUUGGCGCGCAGUGAUUGAAGGUGUCCUCGAAGCUCGGGCAGGCUUCCAUCUGAAGCAGCUGCCUCUGGGUGGGAUGAGGGGCCCGAGGGUGCUAGGUGUCGUCCACGACGCUGUCAUUUUCCUGCUUGAGCAGCUGCAGGGUGCUGCGAACUGCAAGCACCACCGCUUCCGCUUCCACCGCUGUGAUGACAUUGAAGAAGAACUUCCCCUUAACCCGAGCGGCUGCGCUCGUUCUGAAGUCUAUUCCAGGAAAGCGACUUUUGACAUGUUCAACUUCCUGGCAUCACAGCACAGAGAUCUCCCAGACAUAGUAGGCCCCUUUGAUGAAGAGGAGGAUGAAUUCCCACUGAAAUCUUCCAGGCGAGCCACAAGCAGCGAGCUCCCCAUGGCGAUGAGAUUCAGACACCUGGAGAAAACUUCAAAAGAAGCAGUAGGCGUUUACAGAUCUCAAAUUCACGGGCGAGGCCUUUUCUGCAAAAGGAACAUAGAGGCUGGAGAAAUGGUGAUCGAGUACGCCGGUACCGUCAUUCGUGCCGUCCUGACUGAUAAGCGGGAGAAAUAUUAUGACAGCAAAGGCAUCGGCUGCUACAUGUUCCGUAUCGACGACUUCGACGUGGUGGACGCGACCAUGCAAGGCAACGCGGCCCGCUUCAUCAACCACUGCUGCGAGCCCAACUGCUACUCUCGCGUCAUCAACGUGGACGGCCGCAAGCACAUUGUCAUCUUCGCCCUGAGGAAGAUCUACCGCGGCGAGGAGCUGACCUACGACUACAAGUUCCCCAUUGAGGACGAGAAGAGCAAGCUGCUCUGCAACUGCGGGACGAGACGCUGCCGUCGUUUCCUCAACUAAUGAAUAAUUUGCGUGCACACACCAGCACCGAGAGCCAUCCUGUUCCACGCACUUGAAUUCAGGAGAUAAAAUGAAAUUAUUAUAAAGGCGACUGUUGUGACGCAGCCAUAAGAGUGAGGUUGCUGAUGCUUACAGACCUGAUCUACUGAAACUUUAUCUGAAUCUUAAUUUAUUGACUGGUCGAAGGCAGUGUGCAUUUCUUUUCAUUUCUGUCCUCUGAACUGCUGUUAACACUCCCAGAAACCAGAUUAGAGCCAUAAAUCAAAUCUCGGGAUGAAGACUAUUUAUGUUACUGCAGACUGCUGGAUUGUUACUCUGUUACAAAAUGCAGUUUAAUUAACAAAACUGCACCUUUUCUUUUUUUCUUUUGGGAUUUGUGUACCGUUUUAACAUCUCGUAUACUACACGCUUUUGGUUUUGGUUUUAAAGCCUCUGCUGGAACUGAGUCUACCAAACAAUUACCAGCUCCAAAUGGUGCAAACUAAAAUAGGCAGAUUGCAGUAAUUACUCAUUAUGCCGGUGACGGAGUGUCUUUGUAAAUACAAGGUCACAGUGAAGGAUGAGGAGAAUUUGUUCAGCACCUUACUAGGACACAACCUCCUUUGUAUGCAGCAGACAAGGCAUUUUUUUUUAUAUUGGCACAAAUUAAACAUGUUUCACUCAAGACGCCUCUUUGUAGUGCAGCUACAUUUUAACGCCACUCUGGAUACCACAAGUUUUGUGAGCAGGGAUUCUGAUUUUUUUUUUCCUGUUCUUACUUUUAUAAAGGUGCUGGUGACAUCUACCCUAAGAGGAGGUUUUAAUAUAGUCACCCCCCCCACCCCCCAACAUUCAGUCAGUUACCCGUUUUUAUUUUUAAAUGCUGCGAUCCAAACACUUUUAUCCGGCAAUUAGUCUGUUCUUUGUUAAUUUGUGUAUAUUUGUGUAUUUUAAGGUUUAUAAGGGAGAGUUCCUUAUUGCAGAGUUCACAGUGAACAUGGUGACCAUGCUCUGUCCCUUAUGAGUCUCUUUUUGCAUUUUUGUAUAUUUGAACAAUAAAUGUAUAUUCAAUAAGCUGAUGGGAAUAAAUGUGUGUUUUGAGCUUUUAACUUUCUUUUUGUAAGUGAAGGCUGAGUAACAAGAACCGAAGCUAUUGCAGAGAAAUGAUUAAGUUACAUUUUUCUUGCAGUUGUUUUGCACCCUCUUCUUUCUCCUGUUGUUUUUUUGUCUCACAGGUGUACUACCUCAAAGGCAUUAUGAAGCAAGAUUUAAUUUAAUUACACAACACAUUCGCUGAAAAGCUGUUUUCUCAUUUCUUAGUUGUUCAAUCAUUUAAGAAAUGCAAAUCAUUACAUCUUCAUGCUUUUCUAAACAAAUAACAUCAGUACUCUGAUAUGAUAUUAUGCCUGCUAUUAUUUUGUCAGAAUAGGUAGCCACUGUUUAUUUUUGUUGUGCUCACCUGCUCCUCCUGUGACACCCUGCUAAUGGAUGUAGAUAUGAUCCUAGUGUAAGUAAAGGUUUGGCUUGGUCUCAACACAAGUCCUGAAUGCUGUGGAUGUAUGUUUUGGGUUUUUUCUUUUCUUUGUAGGAUUAAUUAUUGAAUCUGACAUGCGAAAGCUUUGUUACUUUAUCGGCUCACAAUGGAUCUGUGCCUGUAUAUAGUUGUAUAAAGAAUUUCUAAACCUGUUAAAUAUUUUUUUACCUACAUUUUUUUUUUAAUUUAUGUUCAAUAAAAA
This is a messenger RNA of Scomber scombrus (Atlantic mackerel), 10473 nucleotides long. It is a transcript of the gene kmt2ba, whose product is annotated as lysine (K)-specific methyltransferase 2Ba. The coding region runs from base 74 to 8758 and encodes 2894 amino acids. Gene Ontology annotation, cellular component: histone methyltransferase complex; nucleus. The record is from RefSeq and is a predicted model, not a curated record. NCBI's taxonomy places the organism in Eukaryota, Metazoa, Chordata, Actinopteri, Scombriformes, Scombridae. Gene Ontology annotation, biological process: positive regulation of DNA-templated transcription. The transcript has 36 exons. Gene Ontology annotation, molecular function: DNA binding; histone H3K4 methyltransferase activity; zinc ion binding.